AAAUAAUUUUUGGCAGCACCAACCCUAACCAACCGUUAGAUAGCUAACGAUAUAUAUACAGUGAUAGAUCCUAGGGAGUAGAAGUAAGAAGAAAGUCGAUAUACAACGAGGUAUGCUCAACACUAGCGGAGAGAUCAAUAUAUAAUCAAACAUGUCUGAUGAGAUCAUUCUAUCAAAGGAGAAUCAAUCAGCUGGAAGAAGAGCUUCAUAUCAACAGUUCUUUCAAGAUGGAUUUCAAAACAAAACCAAACAGGAAUCAGUAGCCUAUGAACAAAUCCAAAUCAAUAAUCAAAAAUCAAAUCAGAAAAUCGUCAAUGAAUUCAUAGCCCAUAAAAGAAUACGACAGGAUGAAAAUGAUAACUCUAGUCAAGUUGAAUCCAGUGAGCUUGAUUCAUUAGUUGAUAUGUCUCAAAUCCACAAUCCACAUGAACCAACCAGUUCAAUCACAAUUGAACCAGUGGUAGAUAAACCCCAUAUCACUAUCAUUGAUGAUUCUACAAAGGCUCAAUUUAUGAUUGAGAAAUUAUUGGCUAUAUCUGCCAACUUCUUGAAAGCUGCUCAUAAAUCAGUGUUGAAUACUAAUAGUAAACAAGGAAUGGUUGAUUAUAAUAACACGGUUGAGCUUAGUAUCAAGGCAUUGUUGAUGAUUUUAACGAAAUACAAUCGAUACUUGAAUCCAUAUCUUGAACUGACGAUUUGUUUAAAGGUUGCAACCAUAUUAUUCAAUGAAACAUUGAGUAUAGAAUUAGCCGAUGAAUAUGUUAAUAAAGCGAUUGAUAUUGCAUCGAGGAAUAAUAUCAUCUUGUUAAAGUUUGAGGCUGAGUAUCUCCAAGUUAAGAUUCUACAAAGUACGAAUAUGACAAUGGUAAUGCAUUAUCUCAAUGAGAAAACGAUGUAUUAUCAACGAUCUGGAUUACACGAGUUUGCAUGUCUAUUUCAAUUCUGUAAGGUCCAUCAUUUAUUAAAUACGGAUAUAAUCUCAGGAUUGAAUGCUUUAGAAAUGAUGCUUCAAGAUCAACCCUGGAAUAAUUCAAUACAGGUUUAUAAGUUCUUAUUCCAUGCCAGUCAACAUCUUCAUAGAGGUUCACCAAUGCAAGCUUUGUCAGAUGUUCAAGUCGUGGCACCAUUGCUUGCAACUGUAAAUAUAAAGCAAUUAUAUGCUAUGCAACUAGUAUCUAAAUUCAGUGCUUAUAUUCAAUGUAAUGAUAUUGAGAAUGGGAAUAUUGCUAUGCGAGAAUUGAGUGAUUUUGUAAUGGGUGAACAGAAACACUCUUGGAAAUCAUGGAAAGAAGACGGUUCUUUCGAUAUACCAAUUCAAGUUACAUUACUUCAAAUUGAAUACAACUUUACUGUUAAAUGGUUGAGUUCGGAUGAAUUUGUCAUUAUGUUUUAUUAUCUUACUGGGAUGCAUUUACUUUCCGAAGCUGCAAAUGGGAAGAAGAAAGCUAAGAAAGUAUUUGAAAGAUGUCUGCAAAUCAUUGAAAAGCAAUUAAAAGAAUUGACGGGUGAAAUAUCAAGUAAAAGAAAAUUCGACACUAGUCAACUUCAUAAAAAAGUGAUAAAGAUGAAAUUUAUCAAAUAUAAUAUUGAUUAUUAUAAGGUAUGGAUUGGAUUUCUUAAUAGUCAAUUCAAAGAUAUCAAAUAUUUGAAUCAAUUCAUGAGUGAUUUCAAUAAUGGAAAAUUUAAGCCAGAAGAACAGGUUGUAUUCGAAUCAUUAAUACCUAAGGUUUAUUACUUAUUUGCCGUCUACUAUCAUUAUAUGGGAGAUCUUCAAGCUGCGAAAUAUCAUUACAUGAAGGUGAUUAAUUUAACAUCAGGAAAGAGUCAAUCUACGUUCACCGCCCAAUGCAAUGAAGCUUUCAACUUGACAUUUGGAAUAGUUAACGAAUCAAUACGUGGUUGUGGUGAAUUUAAUGAUUUAUAUGUUUACUCCACUUUCCAUCUUUUAAUUUUGAAUCAAUUUGAAAUUAAAGAAAUUAGUAAACACAUGAAUGAUAAAUCAGAUGAGAAACUCAAAUACUAUCAUGGAUUAAAUUCAAAACUUAUUAAUUCCUUGUCAACUUGCUUUAAUCCUAAUAUCACUUCGAAUUCAUUCACAACCAAUUUCGUUUCAUCCAACCAAUUAUUAGUCGUUACUUAUCGUCUUGUGCUAGCCAUUGUCAAUGAUGAGUUUUCCGAAGCUAAACUUGGAAAGAAUGAUUCAUUGAUUCAAGAUGUUACAACUUGUAUCACAAGCCUUCAGAAUGUAACAAGUUACCCCUUCAUAACCAAUUUAAUGAAUUAUGUUAUUUAUAUAUCUGCUACAGAUGUUCAACAAAAGAAUCAAUACUUUGAUAAAUGUCUUUCAGUAAUGUCCAAUACAUCAGGGACUGAUAAUGAUAAAACCUUAAGUAUCUUUAUCUUAAAGAGUUUAGAAGAGCAUUUCAAAAGUACAGGAGAGAAUGAACGAGCUAAUAUGGCUGAAUUACAACGUCAAUAUUUCUAUAAUACAUUAAGUGAUAAGUUUAAAUUCUUAAUGAAUAAUAUUGAUAACGCAUAAUAAAAAAUAUAGAUCUAACUUAAAAAUGAAAUGGAUAUAUUUCAAAAGUAAAACUAAUAUACUUGUAUAUAUAAAACUAAUAAAUGUACAGAAAUGUAUUAUUAUGAUAAUACU
Scheffersomyces coipomensis is the source of this 2653-nucleotide messenger RNA. RefSeq lists its product as uncharacterized. The transcript has a single exon. Gene Ontology annotation, biological process: maintenance of mitotic sister chromatid cohesion; mitotic sister chromatid cohesion. Lineage: Eukaryota; Fungi; Ascomycota; Pichiomycetes; Serinales; Debaryomycetaceae. The coding region runs from base 152 to 2539 and encodes 795 amino acids. Gene Ontology annotation, molecular function: double-stranded DNA binding. Gene Ontology annotation, cellular component: SMC loading complex; chromatin. The record is from RefSeq and is a predicted model, not a curated record.